Molecule: messenger RNA, 216 nt
Organism: Macrosiphum euphorbiae (potato aphid)
Lineage: Eukaryota; Metazoa; Arthropoda; Insecta; Hemiptera; Aphididae
Source: the annotation of a GenBank genome assembly
AUGAUUAGAAACGAGUUACCCAACUAUGGCACGGGCACAUCGGAUUCGGAGGAGUUAACGCUAAAAUAUGGAAAUAGAAUAGAAAAUUACCUUCCAUACCACACAUUUGAUACAAAUGAAAUUAAUACUAGGAAUCGGAAACGCGUUACGCCUCGUUCUACUUUGAGAUCGGAAGACGCGGUAGGUGGUUGUGGUGGAGGCUUUUUGACUUAUUAA